CAAUAAUGUAGUAACAUAUGAUUCUCUCCCAUAAAACAAGGUCAUCAAUUUCAAACCCCACAACCUCACACACGGAGCACCGUAACCAAUAUCGUAAAAAUAUAUUAAUCAAAGUUCACAAGCACCACCUCCAUGUGAACCCACCACCAUGGACAACUCUCUCUCUCCUAUAUAACUUCAUUUCAUACACACACACACAAGUGAACAAACAAAGUACGUUCUUAUUAUCCCUCUCAUUCUGAGCUUUGGGACCUCAAAAUAGAUUAUGGCUUUCAAAGUCAAAACCUUGCUUUUGCUCUCUUUCUUUAGCCUGGCUCUGCUUGUGUCCUUGCACCAAGCAAGAGCCACUAAGUCCUACAAUGUGACUCGCUUUAAAGGAAGAAAGGAACUAAGUGGAUGUAACUUGUUCAUUGGAAGUUGGGUGAUUGACCCUUCACAUCCUCUUUAUGAAUCUUCAACCUGCCCCUUCAUUGAUGCUGAGUUUGAUUGCCAAAAGUAUGGGAGACCCGACAAUCAGUAUCUCAAAUACUCUUGGAAGCCUGAUUCAUGUGCCUUGCCCAGGUUGGAUGGAGUGGAUUUCUUGAACAGGUGGAGGGGUAAGAAGAUAAUGUUUGUGGGUGACUCGUUGAGUCUGAACAUGUGGGAAUCAUUGUCCUGCAUUCUUCACGCGUCGGUGCCAAAUGCUGCCACCAGCUUUGUGAGGAGAGAAGCACUGUCUACUGUGACCUUCCAGGACUAUGCACUAACCAUAACACUCUAUCGCACACCCUAUUUGGUAGACAUAAAUCGAGAAGAAGCUGGGCGAGUGCUCACACUAGACUCCAUACAAGCUGGUAAUGCUUGGAUUGGCAUGGACAUGUUGAUCUUCAAUUCCUGGCAUUGGUGGACCCACACUGGAAAUUCUCAAGGAUGGGAUUACAUAAGAGAUGGUCCCAAUCUGCUGAAGGACAUGGACCGUUUUGAGGCCUUUUAUAAAGGGAUGACCACAUGGGCUCGAUGGGUUGAUCAAAAUGUUGACCCUACCAAAACUAAAGUUUUCUUUCAAGGCAUUUCUCCUACUCAUUAUCAAGGUCAGGAGUGGAAUCAGCCAAGAAAGAGUUGUAGUGGAGAACUUGAACCAUUAGCUGGGUCAACAUACCCAGCAGGUUUACCUCCUGCAGCAAACAUAGUGAACAAAGUGUUAAAGAACAUGAAGAAUAAAGUUUAUCUACUUGACAUAACACUUCUCUCACAACUGCGAAAAGAUGCACAUCCUUCUGUCUAUAGCGGGGAACAUGCGGGUAAUGACUGCAGUCACUGGUGCCUUCCAGGACUACCUGAUACUUGGAACGAACUCCUAAAUGCAGCUCUUAUAAUGUGAAAUUGUGAACUUCUAGUGAAGGGUUGAAUUCAAUUGUAUUAUAGGACUCUUGAAGAAUAGUUAUAACAGAGCUCCAAAGCAAGUUAGUCAGGGAUAUCAAAUUGUUACACAUGUCAUGAAAAUGAAAAUUUACUUUACAAGGGGAUACUAAUGUUUAUUGGAUGAUAAAUUGCGAUUGAACUUUACCAACGAUUGAUUUGAUGCACACUUCCUGUCUUUGUGAAGUGUUUAAUAAAUCUUAUUUAGUGAAA
Messenger RNA from Cajanus cajan (pigeon pea), 1611 nucleotides. RefSeq names its product protein trichome birefringence-like 38. Gene Ontology annotation, cellular component: Golgi apparatus. The record is from RefSeq and is a predicted model, not a curated record. Gene Ontology annotation, molecular function: O-acetyltransferase activity. NCBI's taxonomy places the organism in Eukaryota, Viridiplantae, Streptophyta, Magnoliopsida, Fabales, Fabaceae.